AGAAAGAAUUUAAACCCGGAUCUCCUACAGUCUCUCCCAACUCGGGUUCAGCCCGCCUCUUUCCAUCCAGAUCUGCUUUGCAAACUCAAAGCCCCGACCUGUGAAGCGCAGCAGACAGGACGAACAAAUUUCUAACUGACUUCUGCUCGCCUCGGCGCGAGAGCAAACGGCGCCAAGCUCAGGGAGGCCAGCCAAACCAGAGAGAGGCCUGACCCGCGUCUUACUGCCCCAUUGGGCGACUGCGCCACGGAGAGCGUCGUCGUCGUCGUCGUCUCACGUAGCUAAGAUGGCCGCCCCUCUUGAUCGGGCGGCGUCGGUGGCGGUGGUUGGAAUGGGUUUUUCGUUACAGCGGAAUCGCUGAAGAGGCUGAGAGCUACCGGGAUCCCUUCUUUAGUGGUGUGCGAUUGGGGACGGAGGCACCAUGCGGCGGAGCUAGAGCUGGAGGCUUCCACUGCGAGUAAUGAUGUUAGCUGAGACCAAUCUUUCCAUAUGGGGAUGGGGAAGCCUUGUUGUUCUGCUUUUUCUAUUUACAUUUGGACCAUUCGCUAUAUUUUACUUUGCAUUUUAUAUCCUCUGCUCUAUGGGUGGGGGCUUUGUGGUAACACUCUUGUUUGGAAAAACUAAUUCAGAGAAGUACCUCGAACAGUGUGAACACUCCUUUCUUCCUCCAACCUCAUUUGGCAUUAAUAAGUGCAUAGAAGAAAUGAAAGAGGAAAGCAAACCUAUUAAGAUUGAUAGGAGGUUAACUGGUGCCUAUAUAAUUGAUGAACCUCUGCAGCAACAGUUUGCUUCCUACUGCACAAAAACCAAUGGAGCAGAAGAUCUUGUAGAUACAUUUUUUGAAGUUGAAGUUGAAAUGGAAGAGACCAUCUGUCGUGAUCUAGUCUGCACAUCUCCCAAAGAUGAAGAAGGAUUCCUAAGGGAUCUGUGUGAAGUUUUACUGUAUUUAUUGCUACCUCCCGGGGACUUCCAGAACAAGAUCAUGAGAUAUUUUGUCAGGGAAAUCCUUUCUCAAGGAAUUCUUCUUCCAUUAAUAAAUCAGCUCAGUGAUCCUGAUUAUAUUAAUCAGCAUUUCAUAUGGAUGAUUCGUGAUUCAAUUUGCAAUUAUGAGGCCUUUAUGAAUAUUGUUAAAGUAAGUGAUAAAAUAGGAGAGUUAGAAGCAGUAAGAGACAAAGCCACAGAAGAACUGCAGUAUCUUCGUUCCUUGGAUACAGCUGGAGAUGAUAUUAACCAUAUAAAAAAUCAGAUAAAUAGCUUACUCUUUGUUAAGAAAGUAUGUGAUUCAAGAAUACUGAGGCUACAGUCAGGAAAAGAAAUAGAUACUGUGAAACUGGCUGCAAAUUUUGGAAAACUUUGCACAGUCCCUCUGGACAACAUUCUAGUAAACAACGUUGCACUACAGUUUUUUAUGGAUUACAUGCAGCAGAUGGGAGGUCAAGCACAUCUUUUUUUCUGGAUAACAGUAGAAGGAUACAGGGUUACAGCUCAGAAACAGCUGGAAGUAUUGCUGAACCAUCAGAAGGAUGGAAUGCAUCAAACAACACAAACCAAAGGUCUGUUAAGAACAGCUGCAGUUGGAAUAUAUGAACAAUAUUUAUCAGAAAAGGCUUCUCCAAGAAUUAAUAUCGAUGAUCCAUUAGUAGUGAAGCUGGAAGAAAAGUUGAAUAAUGAGGACCCAACUCCUGAAAUUUUUGAUCAGAUUCAAAGAAAGGUAUAUGAAUUGAUGCUGCAAGACGAAAGAUUCUAUCCUUCAUUCAAACAGCAUGCACUUUAUGUACGAAUGCUUGCUGAGCUAGAUAUGCUAAAGGAUCCUAGUUUCAGAGGAUCAGAUGAUGGUGAAGGGGAAUCAUUUAAUGGAUCUCCUACAGGCAGUAUUAAUUUGUCACUGGAUGAUCUUUCAAAUGUGACUGCUGAUGAGUUGAUACAGCUACAUGCGUGCAUUUCAGAUACUGUCUAUGCUGAUUAUGACCCAUAUACUAUGGCAGGAGUUUGUAAUGACCAUGGGAGGACAUAUGCAUUAUAUACUAUAACUGUUCAACGUCGAACUUUGACUGGUAAUGAUGAAUGGAAAACAUAUCGCCGCUACAGUGAUUUCCAUGACUUCCAUAUGAGAAUUACUGAACAGUUUGAAAACCUAGCAAAUUUAUUGAAGCUUCCUGGUAAAAAAACAUUCAACAAUAUGGAUAGAGAUUUUUUAGAAAAAAGGAAGAAAGAUUUAAAUUCAUAUUUACAGCUUUUGUUAACACCCGAAGUGAUGAAAGCUUAUCCGACUUUAGCACACUAUGUGUAUGAUUUCUUGGAAAACAAGGCAUACAAUAAAGAGAAAGGAGAUUUUGCUCGGAAGGUGGACACAUUUGUAAAUCCACUGCGUAACUCUAUGAGAAAUGUUUCAAAUGCUGUCAAGUCCAUCCCUGACAGCUUCACAGAGGGGAUGACAAAAAUGUCAGACAACAUGGGCAAAAUAUCAGAAAGAUUGGGACAAGAUAUAAAGCAAUCAUUUUUCAAGGAGCCUCCUUUAAUGCAGAAGACAUAUGUUGAUCCUAAACACUGUCGGGUUUCAGCACACCUAGAUGAUAAUGUAGAAGACAAUGUACCUCUUAAAAUAAUGCUGCUACUCAUGGAUGAAAUAUUUGAUCUGAAGGAGAGAAAUCAAUGGCUACGACGGAAUAUCAAAAAUUUGCUUCAGCAGCUUAUUAGAGCAAUGCAUGGAUAUACAAUAAAUAAAAAAAUAGUUGAUCAUGUUGAUUGGAUGACAUCUCCUGAACAAGUAGCAGAUGCAGUUAAACGGUUUAGAGAUGCCUUUUGGCCAAAUGGCAUUUUAGCUGAAACUGUUCCACACAGAGAUAAUGCAAUCAGAAUGCGAACGCGAAUUGCUGCAAAAACAAAACUGCUGGGAGUAAUGCCUGAUGAGUUGAAGCAUAUCCUUGGUGCUGAGACAACAAGAAAAGGCAUUCUCCGAGUCUUUGAAAUGUUCCAGCAUACUCAGCUAAAUAAGAGAAUGGUAUAUGUUUUUCUGGAGGGCUUCUUGGAAACCUUAUUUUCAGAGUAUGGAUUCCAUGAUCUCUUCAAAAAAUUGCAUUCACGUUCAAAGCAGAUGCAGGUAUAUAAACAUAAACUACAAUCUACACAAUCAUCUUAUUUACAGAAAAGGUGACACACUCUACUGUAAAAUUUGCCCAAAACCUGGGCAUGUUCUCUGGGGCUUAAAACUCAUGCUGUUAUUCUCACACCAGUCUUUUAGAAUCUUAUAUUAGAUCAUUAAUACAUACAUAAGAAAUGUGGUUCUUCUCAUUUUCAUCACUAAUGCAACCAUGAACUGGAUUCAUGUGUUUUAAAUGAUUUGGUAUCUUUGUGUAACAUUGAGAAGACUACUAGUCUGCUGUGAAAAUCUCUGUCUCUUCCGAAUCUUAUAGAUUGUAACUGCCAACAAUGAAAAAUGCUAUAUUGGAUCCAUUGAUUAAAGUAAAGCACAACUUCUAGGGUAGAAAAUAGAGGACUUGACUGCUUUGCUUGGAACUAGGAGAUUGUGCAAUGUGAGAAUCAGGUGUGAUUUGAUUUGUAUUAUGAGUAUCUCCUAGCUCUGCAGAAGUUGGACUAGCAUGAUAAGAAAUCUAGUGGACAAAUGGUUGUAAAAAAAAAUCUAUGCUUUCAAAUUAUUUUUCCUAAUUAAGUUUAAUAUGUGGAAAACCUUUAUGAACGUAAGAAAUACUUUGUUCAAGUUUUACUAUUAAGGGAAAAAAAACAGGGUUUUGAUAUAUUCUUCAAAUUAGUCCUUUCAGGGGUAUAUAUAACUUAAAUGAGAAGGUUCAAAACAAUAUUUAAAAUUAAACCAAGAAUUAGUAUAUUUAUUUCCUUGUUAAUAAUCUGGGAGAUUGGGAAAGAAGCAAAGAAAAAUACUAUGCUCUUGACAUUAUGAACUUCUUUUUUUAAAAAUCCCCUAUUUGACCAUAAAGAAAUCACUCUGAUACAUUCACCUCAGCUGGUAAAUUACUAAAAUGAAUUGUUACUGAUAUAAUAAUAAUAAUAAUGUUUUAAUUUGUAUACCGCCCUUCUCCCGAAGGACUCAGGGCGGUGAACAGGCAGAUAAAAUACAAACAGAAACAUACACCAUAAUUAAAACAACCCUUAAAAAACUGAUUCAAAUUUGCCAAAAAAUUUAAAAUAGCAAUUACACUCCAUAAAAAUUACAGAAAUUAAAAACCCAUAAUUAAAAUUUAAAAUCAGGCCAGUCCAGCCAUACCAAAUAAAUAGGUUUUAAGUUCGCGGCGAAAGGUCCUAAGGUCAGGUAGUUGUCGAAGCCUGAGGGGAAGCUCGUUCCACAGGGUAGGAGCCCCCACAGAGAAGGCCCUCCCCCUGGGGGCCGCCAGUCGACAUUGUUUGGCUGACGGCACCCUGAGGAGUCCCUCUCUGUGGGAACGUACCGGAUAAAAGUCUUACUGACUUUCCCUAUAGUCAUCUGCAAACCAUAGCAAGUUCCUGAAUAUAUAUCAUAUAUAUGAAGGAAAAUAAGCAUGAUUAUCAUAGCUUUUAAUAUUUUUUGCAUAAUAUAAAUUUCAAUAAAUCUUUUCUACAUCUGUUUUUACUUCCAGCAUAAUGACUACUUAUGAACGAAGUAAUAAUUGUUUAGACUUGAAUUUACAUUUCCCCCCCUUAUUUUUCUUCAAGAAUCCCUGAUAUCACCAAGAAAGUACUGUUUGUUUCAACUUCAAAAUAAUAUAUUAUGUAGUCUAUUUAAAAAGAUGUUUAAAUUCCUAAGAAUAGCCAAACUACAAUAUUAAUUUACUACUCUUAUAUUGAACAUUUUCAUUAAGAAUAUUUGGUUCAUUAACAUGAUUUCUUUUGAAGAAAUGUUUGACUUUUGAGUGUAAAUACUACUGUAUUUGCAAAAAUCUUGUAACUGAAGUUACUAUUUACAUUCAGGAGAAAAUAAUUUGCAGCUUCAAAAUAAAUGAAAUGCGAAAGGAAAGGAAGCUUGCUUAAUACUGGCCAAAUUGAAAAAGAAAUUUUUACAUGUUCAUUACAAGAAGCAUGUGCUAAAUUGCAAUUGCGGCUUUUUAAAAAAAAUAUUACAGAGUUAUAAACUAUAUGUAUAAUACCUUUUAGUGGUAGCAGAACAGCUUAAGAUAAAAUAUAUGAAAUAUCAUUUCCUGUCUAUCAUGCCUCAUGCUUCUAAAUAUAGAUAACAGUUGAUCAUCUUUAAUACAGUUCUGAUUUUUUUUCUUUUUCCCAUUUCUUAAUGAAAAAAUAAAAAUAGUUUGGCUAUACAAAUUAUAAUGAGAUUUAUGGCAUAUACAUAAUGAGAUGUAUAUGGCUAUACAAAUUAUAAUGAGAUUUAGAUACAUAAAUUUUUCUAUUUUAAAAAAAACAAAAUUAUUUUGCAUAGAAAAAUAGGACACCUGUCUAGCAUUCUACUGUUCUUUGCAUUUUAACUGAAGGAAUAUCGGGUACUUUGAAUUACCCCUGCAGUUUAAAUGUUCAUCCUCUCAACAGUUGUAUUUGACCUCUAAAUGUCCUUGUAUUCCAGGCAGUUGCUUUUUAAAGUGAUGGGCAACCAGAAUCUACAUAGACCAUCAGACAAAGGAAGCCCAGUGGGAGACAAAUUAGAACUAUCCUUCGAUUUCUUACUUGAACUUGAAAUAAUUAUUGUAGAUUAUCCCAGAUCUAAAAUACAAAUGGACAAAUCUCUGUCAGUAAAAUAGAAUGUAUCGCUUAUCCAUGAAUAUCAUCUAUAGGUUUUAGGAUUAUCCUCAGUAGUUGACUUUAGAAAUUAAUUUCUUAGCCAAUAAACCUUUGCAUUAAGGAAACAUAAUAUGCAUUUUAUGUUAAUAGUUACUAUAACAUAGUGUUUUGUCAUCUGUAUUUAAUUUCAAAAUGAGCCUACAGGGAGGUAGCAUGUUAUACACAUAGCCCUAAUAAAUUAUUAUAAUUACCUCACAUGUGAUCCAUUGACAUUACAUGAACUGUAGCCCAUCAUUUUAUACCCUUUAAAGCAUCCACCACAAUUUAUGUUAUUGCUGCACAUAAUUAGUCACACACAUCCCAGACUGAGAAUGCUAUGACUAGCCUCUGAAAAUAAAUGUGCCAUUGUCCAACAAAUGCAUUUAGCCUUAAUUUAAGAGAAUGGAUAGUAAGGUUGAAUAUUCAUAUAGUUCACCCUCAAGCUUCUGCCUCUGGUGUUGCUACAAUUAAACAAUUUUAAUGCUACCAGAAAGUGUAAUAAUUUAAAAAAAUAAGAUAUGAACUCCACUCUCAGUUCUAACUUUAGUGCAAUAUUUUCAUGUAAUGCAUGUGUAUUUGAAUAAUUGUAAAAAACAUAUUUAAGGUUUUGAGAUCAAGGGUAAACUAUAUUAACAAUGUAUAAUAUUCAGUUAUUGCUGCUGUGUUGGCUUAUCUAAGGACUUGUUUUAAAAGUCUGGUUUGUCACUCCUUGAAAAUCUUUUCUAUGCUCAAAAAAGCAUAGUUCUUACUUUGCAAGGAGCAAAAUCUAAAGAGCACAUCAACAUGUAGAAUAUAUAUAAGUGACAUGUGCAUAAAAUUGUAUAUUAUGUGUCAACUGCGUGCCUAAUGGUUCUAUCAAUAUGCUUUUCUUUAAAGAAAAAAUGGGUAAAUGGAAUGCCAUAGUCUCUCUUGUUCUGAACAGUUGAAAAUUCUAAAUUUUUAUUUGGAGUUUCCAUUAUGUUUGUCCAACAAAGGAGCUGGGGAAAAAAGUACACUAAUAAAGCAUUAACAAGAAA
Molecule: messenger RNA, 6734 nt
Organism: Ahaetulla prasina
Lineage: Eukaryota; Metazoa; Chordata; Lepidosauria; Squamata; Colubridae
Gene: SNX13
Product: sorting nexin 13
Exons: 25
Coding region: 461-3154 (897 amino acids)
Biological process (GO): positive regulation of GTPase activity
Cellular component (GO): early endosome
Molecular function (GO): phosphatidylinositol binding
Source: RefSeq, a predicted model, not a curated record